AUGAAUCAUGUCGGUAAAUUAUACAAAGAUUUAGUUGAACGAUUCGAACACUUGUUCACAGAUACUUCUGCAUUACUUCAAAGGCCAAUGUCAAAUGAACUAAGCAAAGAACUUGAAGAGAGCUUUCAAAAUAAACUGAUCAAUAUCGAUAACGGUUGUGAUGAUAAAAACUUGGUAGUCAAAACAUUGGAGUCAAGUAUAAACGAUAUCGAUGAACUUUUGAAUGAAUUAAAAGAUAUUCAAGACACACUUAGUGACAAAGGAACUGAGUCAUUAGCUAAAAUAUGUCAUGACACGCACAUUAAAAAUUCUCUUCUUAAUAUUAUUGGUGACAAAGUCAAAUGUGAAAAUUACGUCUUCUUGACUGUUCAUUUAAUUCACGUUCGAUCCAAAUUACAAGAAAAAACAAUUGAUUUUGAAGAACAAAAUAUAGAACAAUGGACUGAUAGUUUUUAUGAGCAAGCAGAUCAAACAAGCCAACGAAGUACAAGAAAUCGUUUUCGUCCUGAUGAGAGAGAUGAUGAGGAAGAUUAUGACUCUGGUGGACGUCAUGUUCCUGGUAUAGUCCUCAAUUCAAAUCCGGAGCCGGACCCUCUUCCAUCACCUUCGAAUCAGGUUCACAUAUUAUCGCUUUUUGAAUUGAAUAUCGGACCUACUUCAAUAGCAUCAUUGAAAUCAGUGUUUGGAAGCGAUGAUCAGACGAAUAAUGCAACAACUUCUCCAGACAAAGUUGAAAUGUUUGAACUGACAAACCCAUGCAAUGUUCCAAAAUUUUGUAUAAAAUGUAAAACUGGAACAUUCUAUGGCAAACUGAAGGCACAUUUGAUCCAGAAAAAAUACGAUAUGAAUACAUAUGCCGUCGUUGACUAUAAUAAAAUAUUCGUCGACUUUACACGAACCGAUGCUCGUCUACCUAAACCAUUCCCUACAAAAUAUUGUAUCGUUGAAAGGAGCUUAUUAAUUCCAAUUGUUUUUCAAUAUGGAGGCGAACAAUACGAAUAUUUAACAUUAUCAGACUAGAAGAAUAUAGUAACAUUGGAUGGUAUUAGUGAAGACCAAACCCGAACUGUUACUUUAUGUUUUGGAUCGAAUGUGAAAGUUAUUCGAACACUUGGUUCGCUUCGAAUGCACGAUCUAUUGAGUAGUGACACCCUUCGACAAUUCAGUUUAAUUGUUUUACCAGAAGAUUGUGUUUUCACACUUGGUGAUGCUGAUGAACAAGAAUUAUCUGAAGAAGAUAUGAAAAAAUUGAUCGAAGAGUUUUCUCAACCAAUACAGUGUCGAAUAUGGCUAAAAGUUCACAUUCAUCAAUAUGAUAUUCAACGAGAUAUUGUCGUAAAAAUUAAAGAAGAUACUAUUACUGUGGAUCAAAUAUUGCACAUGCAAGAAAUACUCAAUGAAGAUUACAAAUAUUUAGCUUCUAGCGAUAGAAAUGCAGUUAUUGCUGAUGACCAAAAGUUUGUUGAUUUGAAUGAAACAAAAUUCAUUCUUCUCAAAGAAAAUGAAACAUGUUGUGUUUCAAUUGGUGAUUUAAAUAAAGCACAAGAAGAUGGUUAUUCUAAACGAUACGCAAAAUUCGCAACUAUUGCCGAUGUCUUGAAAGAUAGUAAUGUUGAUGCUGAUUGUCUUCUCUGUCUCAAUGAUAUUGCUCCUUCAAAAGAAAUUAAAUUGGCUUUACUUCCACCACCAAUUCAGUUUCAAAUUAUCAAGGACGACUUACUAGCACUCGUUACUGUUACCAAUCCGGAGCAAGAAAAUUGUUCCAUUCAGUUCAAAUGUUCAAAAUCAAAUACUACAGGAAGGGUAUUCCAAAUUUCAUGUCAAUUACUAAAUACCAAUACAAGCUACUAUCAACUCAAUGAUGAAUCGAGCGAGAUAGAUUAUGAAUUAACUCUCGAAGAUCUCGACUCAUCUUCCAGUAACUUUCACUUUAACUUAGUCUCUACAUUUGAUAAGACAUGCUCCAUACGGUACAAAAACGAAACUCUUAAACUACCAUGUUCAAACACAACAAUCUUGAAGGAUCUUGUAAAGGAAAUGUUUCGAAAGUUUCAUAUUUCUGAAGAAGACAUCGAUCAAUUUGAAGUAGAGCAGGUUUUGAAUGAUAAUGAAUCAUCAACAGCCGAUAUGGAACUAACGAUUGACGAUAUUCUUGCAACUGAUUCUGGGAACCCAGACACACUGAGUUUGCUGUUUGAACUGAAGAAGAAUGACGAAUAAC
Molecule: messenger RNA, 2221 nt
Organism: Rotaria sp. Silwood1
Lineage: Eukaryota; Metazoa; Rotifera; Eurotatoria; Philodinida; Philodinidae
Source: the annotation of a GenBank genome assembly